AUGCAGACCGGAGCCGGAGAUUUAGGGCACUUAACAGGUCUAGUCCGGCCUAAUAAGGCCCAUUCAGGCCACCCGCCCACCUCGGUCCUUUUCCCACCACCGGAGCCCGUUACUGAAGAUGCCUACUUGUACAAGUACCUGCAACACUGCUUCUUCUCAGGCAGCUAUGCCGCCCUAUAUCUCCAUCAAAAGGAAACGGAAUCUCAAAGCCAGCAUCUGACCAUGAAGCUCGUCAUAUCUGGAGCGACGGGAUUCGUCGCCACGGAGCUGAUCCGCCAAAGCCUCAGCAACUCCAGCAUAACUUCGGUGGUGGCCUUGGCCCGUCGACCUAUCACGGUUCCCGACAACCUUGGCCCUGAGGCAGACACGUCCAAGCUGAAGACUGUGGUCCUCGAGGACUUUUCAAAGUACCCGGACGAUGUGAGGAAGCAAUUGGAGAAUGCGGAUGCUUGUAUUUGGACCCUCGCCAUCACUCCCAGCAAGUCCAAAAGCAUGCCGUGGGACGAAGUAUACCGAGUUUGCCACGAAUACACCAUGGCCGGACUCAAGACGACGUUCGAGUCGUCCAAGGUUGCGAGCGAAUCGACCCCGUUCCGUUUCCUGUACAUGAGCGGCAUUGCCGCUGAACGAGACCAGACCAAAACCCCCCGGUUCAUGCCCAAAUACUCCUUGAUGCGGGGCGAGACUGAGAACCAAGUCCUGGCGUUCGCAUCCUCACAUCCUGGCAAGAUCGAGGCUACCGUCGCGAAACCGGGACUGAUCACGCAGCCGGGGAGUAUACAUCACUGGCUGCGCUCCACUUUACUCUGGUAUGUAAUUUCUCUGCCCAGCAUAAGUGUCGUGGAAAUUGCGGCUGCCAUGUUGGAUCAAGUGGUGAAUGGGUUUGAGAAGGAUCCUUUGAUGAACGAGGACUUGGUCAGAAUUGGACAACGUGUGCUGCACGAGAGUAGUUGA
This is a messenger RNA of Fonsecaea pedrosoi CBS 271.37, 954 nucleotides long. RefSeq lists its product as uncharacterized. The record is from RefSeq and is a predicted model, not a curated record. The transcript has 4 exons. The coding region runs from base 1 to 954 and encodes 317 amino acids. Lineage: Eukaryota; Fungi; Ascomycota; Eurotiomycetes; Chaetothyriales; Herpotrichiellaceae.